Messenger RNA from Hypoxylon trugodes, 1869 nucleotides. RefSeq lists its product as uncharacterized. The record is from RefSeq and is a predicted model, not a curated record. The coding region runs from base 475 to 1656 and encodes 393 amino acids. Lineage: Eukaryota; Fungi; Ascomycota; Sordariomycetes; Xylariales; Hypoxylaceae. The transcript has 2 exons.
UUUCUUUUUGAUUCCCCGCCACCAACUUACGGAUGUGGGACCAUUUUCAUAUCUGAUCAAUACUACAACACUUACAAUCCCCAAUCCCGAUACCCUACCGUUUGCUCGCUCUUCCAUGUACCAAGUUCCAAGGUUGUUGGUUUUUCUUUAUCCUGUUAUGCCUGUAUGUCUAAUCGCAUUCCGCCUUCCCCAGUCCGUGACGUAAGGUGCCGUACGAUUGGAACAGCAUGAAUAAGACCCCCAUAUGCAAGACGGAUCUCACACACAAGCUUUUUCCUUAUCCUUAUUGUAUUAUUUACUUUACUCCAGUCCUCGACCGCCCGGAUCUACAAACUAGGGCUUUAUUCUUUCGGCCCGUGCUGUCUUGGGAGGACACCAACUCCCCCUCGACAUACUCUAUAAACUCUGCGUAUCCGUCGUAAGGACUCAGAGUUGGCCUUCGAUCUUGAUCGAUUUCUCAGAUUCAUCGUGAUCAUGGAGUUCGCCAACCACUUGUAUCAAGAGGAGGCUAUCAUGGACGGGGGGAAGCUCUCGCCAGACGUCAUCGCACCCAGGAAGUCCAGCCUCGCCAAUAACUUCUCCUACCCUAGGCCAGAGCCAGAAAGACAACUACGUCGUCAUGAAUCAAGUGAGAGCCGAUCAUCGUUGACGUCCGAUGGCUCUAUGCCGGGUAUGACAGACUCAUCCGACUCGGAAACAUCUUUCGAAGAAGACAUCAACUAUAACACAUCGGCUAGCGAACUAUGGGACAGUUUUUGGCCGGAUAACACCACAACUCCUGGGGAGCAGUACCCUGUGCUCCUACGAGCAUCACAAGCACCUAAUUAUUUCACUAAAAGCUUCCCGAAGCACCAGUCGCAAGAGACGGAUGACACGAUUACAAUAUCAAAAAUCGAGCUAGAUUCUAAACUCACUGCGGGUUCAUCAUGUGGGACCUUGGUACCUCAACCAUCGCCUCCGCGCCCGGCGACGAGGAACGGCCCGCCUACCUACUCUGUCUACCCUAAGCUGGAACCUCCUAAGUUGCAUCGAGUCCCUCUUCCACCACGAACAUCGUCACUGCUUCCAGCACCGGUCUCACCACCCCGGCGCCAAGUAGUCAAGCCGGCCAAGUCGAGCGCUCAGCUUAGACAGAGCAAGUCAUCUCACAGCCUUAAACGCAACGCCAUGUCUUCGGUUGCCAAGAUUCCUAUGCCCCCGAUGACAUCCAACUCAGUGCCCGUGUCACCCGCCUACCCUCCACCCCCACCACCUAGGGCUCUCCGCUCUACUUCUUCGGCUAUCAAUCUGCGCGAUAAGAAAAGCUCACCCAACCAAAAUCAACACAACACAGCAGUGCCUCUGUCGCCACUCAGCACUAUGAUUGCAACUCCACUACCAGAACCCCGAUCGUCUUCGCGACCCGAGUUUGAACGCUAUGUAUCAGUUUUUGAGAUCGAUUCAGAUCACGAGUCACAUGUGGGAAGUAGUAGCUUCACUAAACGUAUUGCACGUGGUUUCCACAAGAAAAGCGCGAGCGAGAAGCGGAGUGGCAACGACCGACGCGGAAGUGAGGACUCCAACGCCCAUGAUUCAGAAAAGGAGAAGGAGAAGGAGAGUCCAAGUCGCAAACGUGGUGGUAGCUUAGGUCGAAUCCUCGGACUCAGAAGUCGAUAAGCGUUGAUCUAAUCAACGCCACCACUGUCACAAUUUUUAAUGAUUUUUUUCCACGUCAUUCACUUUAUUGAAGUUUAUUCGGGGAUAGUCUGUCCGCAUUUUACAACUCUUGUACGAAGACACUUUUGUACGAGCUGGUUACGCGUCGAUUUUUUCCUAUGUUACGGUUGCAUUUCCUGGUCGGCACGGCUGGCACGAGAUCGGUUCAUGAGG